GGGUCGUUCUCGUCAUCAGUCGCUCCCGCGGAACCCAUGAUCUCGCGCUCUCUCUCUGUCCUUGGCUCUCUUUUGUUUUCCACUUCUCUCUCUCUGUUUUAUUCUACGUCCCAUUCAUUUUUUUUUCGUUCAUUAUUUUAUAUACUAUAUACCUUAUCGAUUUACAAGUGAAUUUUGCUCAAAUCGAGAGGAAAAUUAAGUGAGAAGUGAUUGCGUGAAUGCAGUAAUGCAGUUCAGCACUGGCCGUGGAAAGUGACAGUGAUAUGUUUGCAAAAGUUUUUUGAGGCAUUUUACGGCAGAGGGAAGUUACAUGAAAAUAAAAGGACGUUAUAUUUUAUUGUGAUAUGUUUUGAUACAUAACAAUUUACCUGUCAUCUAUUCGCAUUAAGGGAAAUGGCUGCUGCAAAAUCCAAGUACCAAACGAGCGUCUCCUGAUGAAGUGAGCGUCCUCGUCUUCAGCAUAAAGGAAGUGGAGAGGGAUCUUGCUGUGUCCUUACAAGAACCAAGCACCUAUGACUGACAGUAAUGAGAAGUUGUGUUUAUCGAAUCCGCCGCAACUAGCAAAGUUUAGAACUCAAAUUCCGACUAGUUAGUGACAUGAAAAAAUAUAUUUCAAGUUAGCAAGUUUGAGAGGCAGAAAAAAAUUGCUGUUGAUCCCUGCGAGGGAAGUUCAUUGAAUGAACAGUCCUAAAAACACAAGCAUAUCAAUUUACGUUAUGGUUUAGCAUUUCAGUGAACAUCAAAAUUGAAGCAGCAACUUCCUCUGAAGGGACAAGAUGAAAACAACAACGGCGCAAAGAAUGACCGGAGCGGAACCGUUCAGCAGCAACGAGUCAGACAAUCAAGAGCCUGGUGCCUGGCAGUGUAACGGAUAUUCCUCUCGGGGUCUGACAGUAAAACGUUUCUCGUCGGAGAGAACGAGCUCAGACAACACGAGUUGUGACUUAACCCUCCCCAGAGGGCGACGGUCGUCUUCCGCGGUGUUGGCUUUGAUGGUUCUCUCGUGCUGCCUCUCCCUCGUCGUGGGGUCGGAUGUCAUCCGGAUAGGAGGCCUAUUCGAUUUCACGGAGGACCGCCAGGAGAUCGCCCUCAGGUACGCCGUCGACGCCAUCAACAGCGACCGGAAGCUGUUGGCCCACUCGAGGCUAUCGGCCCAGAUCGAAAACAUCCCCAACAGCGACUCCUUCCGUGCAUCCAGGAAAGUAUGCUCACUGCUGAAAUCGGGAGUAGCGGCCAUCUUCGGGCCCCAGUCUGCCCAGACAUCUGCGCAUGUGCAGUCGAUCUGUGAUGCCCUAGAGAUCCCGCACAUAGAGAACAGAUGGGACUUCAGACUGACCAGGGAUGCUUACUCCGUCAAUCUCUAUCCUCAUCCAUCCACUCUAGCGCAGGCCUACACGGACGUGCUGAGGAGUCUAGGAUGGAAGAAGUUUUGCAUCAUAUACGAGACCAACAACGGGCUGAUUCGGGUCCAGGAACUCCUGAAGGACGAAAGUUUCAAGAUUACCCUCCGGCAGCUGCCGCUCUCCGAUGAUUACAGACCGAUGCUGAAGGAGGCGAAGAAAGCGGGGGUGACCCACAUCGUGCUGGACGUCCAGAGGCAGAACAUCUUCACCGUCCUCAAGCAAGCUCAGCAGAUUGGCAUGAUGACGUCAUACCACAACUACUUCAUCACCUCUCUCGACGUGCACACGGUCGACGUGGAAGACUUCCGACACGGAGGCACCAACAUGACCGCCCUUAGGAUUGUCGAUCCCGACAAUCCUAUGGUGCAGAGGGUCAUGCAGGACUGGCUCUUCGGAGAUCGCAGGGUGCUCAAUCGGGCGAACAUGGAGGAUGUUCAAACCGAGGUUGCCCUGAUGUACGAUGCUGUCCAGUUAUUUGCGAAAGCUCUGGACGACCUCGACCGGUCACGACGCAUCGAUAUCACGCCGCUGGAGUGUGACAGGGAGAACACCUGGGUCCACGGCAGUUCCCUCAUCAAUUACAUGAAGUGGGUCCAAGUGAACGGGCUGACGGGCCUCAUCAAAUUUGACACAGAGGGCUUCCGGCGUGACGUGGCUUUGGAUAUCGUCGAGCUGACCAAAGAUGGACUCACGAAAGUAGGAAGAUGGGACCCGACCAACGGGACGAACUACACUCGGACUUACAACGACGUGCAAAAGGGCAUCGCGGAAAGUUUGCAGAACAAGACGCUACUCGUGACGUCCAUUCUCGGUUCGCCUUACACGAUGCUGAGGGAGAGCUCGCAGCCGAUGACGGGCAACGACCGCUACGAAGGGUUCUGCAUCGACCUGCUGGACGAGAUCGCCAAGAUCCUCGGCUUCAACUACACGAUCCACAUCGCCGAGGACGAGAGUCGCGGGAUGUACGACGAGAAGACCAGGAAGUGGAACGGCAUGAUUGGCGAACUACUCGAUCAGAAAGCCGACUUAGCCAUUGGUGACCUGACAAUCACUUAUGAAAGAGAGCAAGUGGUCGAUUUCACCAUGCCCUGGAUGAACCUAGGUAUCACGAUCCUGUACAAGAAGCCGAGUAAAAAGACGCCGAAUCUGUUCAGCUUCUUGUCGCCUCUCUCACUCGACGUCUGGCUGUAUAUCGUCACCGCUUAUCUGGCCGUGUCACUGCUACUCUUCGUCCUGGCCAGAUUCUCGCCCUACGAGUGGUCAGAGCACGAACGCACUGACGAUAAGAAGAUCAGCGGCGAGUUUUCCCUCAUCAACUGUUUGUGGUUUUGUAUUGGUUCUCUCAUGCAGCAGGGAGGGGAUAUCAUCCUGCCCAAGGCGGUGUCGACGCGGAUGGUGGCAGGUAUGUGGUGGUUCUUCACCCUGAUCAUGAUCUCGUCCUACACGGCUAACUUGGCCGCCUUCCUCACCGUCGAGAGGAUGGAGUCUCCCAUCGAGUCCGCUGAGGAUCUGGCCAAGCAGACCAGGAUCAAGUACGGCUCCCUCUAUGGGGGCUCCACCUGGACAUUCUUCAGCACGUCGAAGGUGCCGACCUACCAGCGCAUGUUCAGCUUCAUGGAGUCGCAGAACCCGUCCGUGUACACGAAAUCGAACGCGGACGGAGUGAAGAGGGUGCAGAAGGGAGACGGCCAGUACGCCUACAUGAUGGAGUCCUCCACCAUCGAGUACAUCACCGAGAGGAUGUGCGAUCUCACCCAGGUCGGGGGACCUCUCGACUCCAAGAGCUACGGCAUCGCCCUGCCCCCAGGGUCGCCCUUCACGAACGCGAUCUCGGAGGCCAUCCUGAGCCUGCAGGAGAGCGGGAAGCUGCAGGAGCUGAGGACGCGCUGGUGGAAACACAAAAAAGGAGGGGGAAGAUGUAAAAACGACGAAUCGCAGGGGUCGUCGAAGGCCAACGCCCUCGGGGUGCACAACGUGGGCGGUGUCUUUGUGGUCCUUCUGGCUGGAAUGGGUCUGGCCUCCGUCGUGGCCGUCUGCGAGUUCGUCUGGAAGUCCAGGAAACUCGCCACUCAAGAACAUGGGUCUGUGUGGACGGAGAUGAGCAAGGAGUUCAAGUCAGCGUUGUCGUGCGACGCGCGGCUCCUUCGAAGGGCAAGCGGUCAGCACCAGCACCCCGGAGGAGGACAAGGCGGCCUCCUUCCACUCGACCAACAUCUACGACUCGACCUUCACCGCCUCUCAGUACUCGACCUUCACUUGCAAGGACCCGAUUUCCUGACAGUUGCCUCAUAAUCCUCCGACGGGAGACUCGCCGGACGCCUUUGGUCCGGACGAGAUUCCCCCGUGCCCCCCUCCUAUGGCGUCCAUCCGCGGGACGCCCUCUAUAGAACGGGCUUCCAGGGCCUCGUCCGUGCCACCAGAAGCCCUUCAGGAUAUUGCGGCGACUGCGGGGGCUGCCGAGUCGCAGCAGGGUCAGUCGGAGGGCACAGGCGCCAACCUACAAUCCCCCGACCUGCCCUUCCAGCUCAUCUCGACCGUAUGACGAUAGGAGAGCUUAGGUCGCCGCAAGUCGUCCUCGUCUCCCGCUAUUACUCACAUCGCCGUCACCAGGCUCUGAGGGCAACAAGGAGAUGCCGAAGGAGAAGAAGAGCGGAACUGUGAAGGCCUCGACGCUCGUCAUUUUGAAGAAGAAGCAGCAUGGAACUGUGAAGGUUACAAUAAACAUUUCUUUUCAUGAUCGAGAAUCGCACAAGAAGAAGAAUCAGGAGAAGCGCGGAACUGAGAAGACGCCGUUCAGGAAAAUGUUAAAAAAUCGAUCGCUUUUUGUCCGAAAUGUUCCCCAUGUCUUGAAAAAAUAAUGGUCUUAAUGAACCUUACAGAAUGUAACGCAAAAUCACAGGACGGGUUAACACUGGCUUUUGAUAACUGAUGAUAACAGGAACAAUUGAUGUCCUGAAACAAGUAAAUUUCUUAAGAACCAGAUUCCCUUUCAAAUUUAAUGCUGCUAACAGCGUCAUGAACUGACUCGUCGUGGUCUCACAAAGACAUGGGAAACAUCAAUGUUUGCAAUACGAGAAGGAAUUUCGUAAGUCCUUAGAUGAGCUCUUUCAAACUCCUUGUGUCCCAGAUAGCGGGAAGGCAGUUAAGCCAUGAUAAUGACCUCGAAUAGCGGUGACCUAAGCUGCGACCUGACCAAGAACUUAGUACCUCAAGGAGGUACUUGAACCCUGGGGCCAAGUGUGAUAAAUUUGCGCCCAAUUUUUUGCUACGUCAACUCAAAGACAUUCGUCAGUCGAAAGAAAAUGAGUGACGAUAUAUUUUAUAAAUAUAUUUAUCAGUGUGGAAACUAUAAUACAGAAUAUAGUGGUGUUUUGGACGAUUCGUCGCCAGCCAGUUAUUAAAGAUGAAAUCAGAUGAGUGUAUUUUCGUGUUCAAAUUGUCAUUCUUAUUCUGGAAUUUUGGAACUGUUGCAUAAAUCUGGAGAGAUGGAAGCAGCAAAAUGUCAUUUAAGAAUUUUUAUUUCUCCUUUUAUUCACUAAUAAUUUUCCCCUUCCUUUUUUUUUAAUAAUUUUCGAGAAUCAUUUAAUGCAGUGAAAUUUCUAAUCCCUUUUUUGUUAAUAAUUUGGAAUUGUCAUUUUAUAUACUUUAGGUUUUGGCAUACUUUCAAAUGUAGCGUAAUUUGGAAAUUUCAAAAAGUAAACUAAUUAUGUUUUAACUUAUAAUUAUAUAUCACUGAUAUUUCCCUCACUUUUACUGUCACUUUUGAAGUGUCAGCUGAAUUGUUUUAGCCUCAUAUCAAACUUAUAUUUUGACGUAAAUUGAACGACCAAGUUAUUCAUAACAUUACAUAGGUCAAGACAAAGGAAAAUCAACUCCCGCCAGUCUCAGUUCUAGAAAAACCAAAAGAAAGUAACCAACUUAAAAACUGAUUUCCAAAGGAAGCAGUAAGUUUAAAAACUUAUUUUUAAAGGGAAUAACAAGUUUAAGACUGAUUUUUAAAGUUUUUCGUUACUAUAAUCUGAUGUUUGAGUAUAUCAUGAAACAAAAAGAACUGUUAGGUCAACAUUUUGACAACUUUGACAAAUUUAUAACAUGCACUGGAAAGUGAUUCGAGUUGUAAUCAUUCUAGAUAUGUGAUCGGAUUAUGGUUCAGUGUGAUGUAUUUUGCCAAUAUUAUAAGUUUUUCAAUGUGUAAAAGACCCAUAUCAAAAAUGAUUGUCAUCAAUGGAUCAGAAGUUAUCAAAAGGUUUCUCUACCAUAGCCUUGAUUUUAAACUGACAAAAGGACAAUCAUUCAUUUAAGGCUUUGCAAAUCAUUGGAAGGAAGUCUCUGAAGACUGAAUUGUGAAAUAGGACAGAACGUGUGAAUUUCAUCAUUGGGAAUUAUAGAUGUUUUUACUUUUUUACGCAUAUAUAAUUAUACGAUAGUAUGUAUGUAUGUAUGUGAGAAUAUAUGUAUGUAUGAAUGUAUAUCGUAUGUGCGUGUGUUAGUGAAUAUUUACAUAUAAAUUCAUACUUUACUGACUUAGGUUUUUCAUUUAAUGAUUUUGUUCGAAAGCCACGAAGAAGAGUUAAGAGAAAUUGUUAAUAAAUGAUCAAUUUAAAUUUCAUAUUUUAUUAUCAAUCCUUUAAACUAAACGUUCUAAUUCUGCUGAUCGUAAAUUGCAAAUUGACCUUUAUUUGCCCAUAGCUUUGCUGUCAUUGGUUCUGACAUCAAGAAAGCUAUUUACUUAACUAGGAUGACAGUUUUUAAGUAAUGUAAACAAGUCUUAUAACUGAUGUGACGUGAAAUUGAAAUAGAUUAAAAGAUCUUUUUCACAGGAUAUUUUUUUUAAUUUACUCGUGAGAAAACUCAUACGUAGGUUAUUCAUUACUUCAUUGCAUAUUUACGACUUAUCAGCAGACGGUUAAUUCAUUUGCAGUACAUACAUCUUUACAUACAAAUUUGUUAAUGAUCUUGAAA
Molecule: messenger RNA, 6365 nt
Organism: Macrobrachium nipponense
Lineage: Eukaryota; Metazoa; Arthropoda; Malacostraca; Decapoda; Palaemonidae
Product: glutamate receptor ionotropic, kainate 2-like
Exons: 21
Coding region: 777-3695 (972 amino acids)
Biological process (GO): monoatomic ion transport; modulation of chemical synaptic transmission; synaptic transmission, glutamatergic
Cellular component (GO): postsynaptic density membrane; plasma membrane
Molecular function (GO): glutamate receptor activity; transmitter-gated monoatomic ion channel activity involved in regulation of postsynaptic membrane potential
Source: RefSeq, a predicted model, not a curated record